GUGAGGACCAUUCCCUCGAGCCAUGCGUGGUGUUGUUGUCGUUGAUGACGUGGACGGUUCAUUUCGGUGCGGGUCAUGAGCGAGUUGGUCGCGGCGGCGAAUCAGACCCAGUCAUUAUCCAUGUCCUUCCGAGAGACCACCGGUCCAGCCAGAUAGGGAUAAAGGCUGGGAGUUGGUGCAGAGGUAGAUGAUUUCUCAGGUUGUGCAGGUGGAGGUGGGGGGAGGGGACAAGAAGAGAAAGGAUUGGUAUGAGAGAAUGGUUUUAGUAAUUCAGUCGUUUUCUCCUUGUCUUUCUUUUCUGCACUUUCAUGCGCUUGUCUCUCACGAUUUUCACUUUCUUUCUCCAAAAUAGAAAAACAUCUCUCAUGAAUUGUACAUUGUUCUAAAGCCUUAGUUUUAACACUCUUUCCGGACAGAAUAUUUUUCUAUUUUGUCUUUAGCGUUUGUAAUUCAGUUUUACUUAAACUUCCUCUCGAAGGGAAACCUAGUCCUUUCACCCAUAAGUCAAGUCCUUGUAAACAGUCUUCACCAUACGUACAGAGGAAAACAGGAUGCAGCCUCUGCAUGAGCGGAGUUCUGUGUUUGCAGAAGCGUGUGGUGAAUAGCUCGAUACAUCUUUCAUCACAGGAAACACCUAUUCAUGUGAUGUGGUUGAGCAGUCAGCUGCAGCAUGCUAUAGUUAUGACACGUAUACAAGGUUAAAAUGAAGACAAAGAAUUAAACAAAGAAGUAAUAAUUUUGACAUAACAAUACACUGAUACGCACACAUGUGGCAUCUACUAUGCUUGUAAUGAUCUAAGUGACCACUUGUCCCGAAGAGCCCCAGGCUGGAGGGAGGGAGGACCCGCCCCCUCUGAUGAGGCAACUGAUCUGCAGUCAGUGAAGUUUGGAGUUUACAGAAGAGGUGAAAUGUGAGGGUGAGGCACAGCGUUCAUGAUCCGCGCGGAGGAACCUGCUACAAUCAACCACUGGCGAUGGCAAAGGCUCGGGUGUACAUUUGUUGCGCGGUGCUGCUCGGCGUGGUCGUGACAGUUGUGUGUUUUUAUUUAUUUAUGAGGCGCGAGUGUCCUGCCGGGACCUUCUCACAUGCUGCUGUGGCUGCGGACUCUCAGAGAUGUUCAGAGAUUGGACGGAACAUCCUUCAACAAGGAGGCUCAGCAGUAGAUGGCGCCAUUGCUGCACUGCUGUGCACCAGCAUCGUGAACCCACAGAGUAUGGGCUUAGGAGGGGGGUCCAUAUUCACAGUGAUGGACAGAUCUGGUAACGUGAAAAUCAUCAAUGGCAGAGAGAAGGCGCCGCUGAAGUUUAAACCUGACCUGCUCAGGUCCUGUCCCGAGACCUUCCAGAUGCUGCUCGGUAACGAUCCAGGUAGCCAGUGGAUCGGAGUCCCCGGGGAACUCCGAGCUUAUGAAGAGGCGCACAGACUCUAUGGGAAGUUACCAUGGGCGGCUCUCUUCCAGCCGACCAUCCAACUGGCCAGAGAGGGGUUCCCUAUUCCUGACAUCCAAGGUCGAAACAUCCGAUACACAAACCAGACCCGAGCACUGCGGAAGUUCUUUUCAGAUAAGGACGGGAAACUACUGGAGACUGGUGAUAUAGUGAGGUUUGAGAAACUAGCUGACACCUUAGAGAUCAUCGCAAAUCACGGGGCGGACGCCUUCUACACCGGCAGAGUAGCAGAGGAUUUGAUCAUUGACAUACAGGAGGCAGGGGGAACACUCACACUGCAGGAUUUGGCGGCGUACAACGUCACGGUGACGGAUGCGUGGGCUGUUCCUGUAGGAGAGUACCAGAUGUACAUCCCUCCACCCCCCGCAGGCGGAGUCCUCCUCAGCUUCGUCGUCAACGUCCUGAAAGGAUAUGGCCUGAACUCGGCUUCUCUGCAAGAUGAACAAAAGACGCUGACUUAUCACCGCUAUAUCGAGGCCUUCAAGUUUGCCAAUGGACUGAAGAAACAAAUCUACCCACAGUUUUCUAAGGAGGAGGCGGUGAGGAAAUUCACCAAGGACAGUUUUGCUGACCGCAUACGGACCUUGAUCAGCAGCAACGAGACUCACGGUCCUCAGUACUACAACAUCACCCCACACCUGGACAGUGUGGGCACCUCACAUGUGUCUGUGCUGCACGAAGAUGGAUCUGCUGUGUCGGUCACCAGCUCCAUCAACCACAGCUUUGGCUCCAGGAUCCUCUCUCCUCGCACUGGAGUCAUCCUCAACGACCAUCUGAGCGACUUCUGUGGCAGAGUUGAUCACAUCACUCCCGGAGAUCAGCCGCCCUCCUCCAUGGCUCCCACAGUGCUGAAGUCUCCGUCAAAGACCUUGGUGAUUGGUGCGUCCGGUGAUACUAUGAUCACAUCUGCAAUCACAUCGACUCUCAUGAACCACCUUUGGUUUGGAAAGAGUCUUCAGGAGGCGAUCGCAACUCCUGUUGUUUACGUUGACUCUACAAACGCAGUGAAAUUUGAACCCAACUUUGACGAGCGGGUCAUCGAGGCGCUGAAAGCUCUGGGCCACCAACGAGAAACCACCAGCAUGUUAAUCAGUGUAGUCAACGCUGUGGAGAAGGACGGUGACUGUAUCAGCGCGGUGUCUGACGCCAGGAAACUGGGCCAAGCAGCCGGUUACUGAGGCCAAGAGUCAGUCACAGGGCGGUCUGAAGGUUAUAGAGACUGUCUCCCGGCACGAGGCUUGCAAAUAAAUGGGACAUUCUUCCGUGAAGCAUAGACACGAUUCACAGAAUAAAUAAAAGAUAAUGUGUUUUCCUCAAAAUCAGGGGGAAAUAAGUGAAUCGUGAAAGGAAAAGGUCAGAUUUUAUGAUCCUGGUGAUUUUUGGGGGCGGGCCCUGUUGCCCUGUCACAUGGUAUUUGGACCUUGGGGGUGUGACAGUCACACUGUGCCCUGAACUUAUAGGAGCCACCUUGCAAAUGCCACUUUACCAUGUCUGGCAGCAGGAGCCAAAAAUUGCCAGCAGAGCAUCAUGUGUACGCCUUUUCUCAGACAACCAAAAAUCAUGGUAAUCUGCAGAGAUAAGAGGGCGGCAAAUACUUUUUUUCAUAGGGCCAUGUAGGUUUGGAUAGUUUUUUCCCUCA
Molecule: messenger RNA, 3088 nt
Organism: Solea solea (common sole)
Lineage: Eukaryota; Metazoa; Chordata; Actinopteri; Pleuronectiformes; Soleidae
Product: glutathione hydrolase 5 proenzyme-like
Exons: 12
Coding region: 975-2627 (550 amino acids)
Biological process (GO): leukotriene D4 biosynthetic process; glutathione catabolic process; inflammatory response
Cellular component (GO): plasma membrane
Molecular function (GO): leukotriene-C(4) hydrolase activity; glutathione gamma-glutamate hydrolase
Source: RefSeq, a predicted model, not a curated record